AUGACGUCCUCGAGCUCCGAGUCGGAAUCCAACACACAAGACGGCGCGAACGGCGCCCCGCCUACACAGAAGUCCUCACUCGACGCGCUGCGCGUGCCGGAGACCCCCCAGGCCUUUGUCAGCGAGGUCAACGAGGAACUGCCCGGGAAAAACGUGGAUGCGGAUGUGCAGACCAUCCUGGACUCGCGCGCGUCCGCUGGCCUGAGCGACAAUGCAGAGUCCGGUUCCCAGACAAUCGGUUCUCCUGUCCGGCAGGCGGCUGACGAGGCAGACACGCUGGAAGAUGCGGAGCUCGGAAGCUCGAUGGACGCGUUGGACUUGAACGUCGUCGACGUCGGUCAAAUCCCGGAACUCGUUGAAGCCGUGCCUGAAUACACACUGCUCCUCGCUGCCAGUGUGCGUGUUCCGGGCCAAAUGAGGACACGGACCGAGGCAGGCAGCGACGCGGGAGAUAGCGACGAUGGCGACGAAUACCCGACGGACUCCGACUCGGAUUCGGGGGAGCAUGAUCAUGAGCGCAUUAUUCCCAGCCCGCGCGCCGUAGAUGAGGACGACCUGAGUCCGGAGCCUGAGGCCUGA
This is a messenger RNA of Mycena indigotica, 579 nucleotides long. RefSeq lists its product as uncharacterized. Bases 1 to 579 code for a protein of 192 amino acids. NCBI's taxonomy places the organism in Eukaryota, Fungi, Basidiomycota, Agaricomycetes, Agaricales, Mycenaceae. The record is from RefSeq and is a predicted model, not a curated record. The transcript is spliced from 6 exons.